Eptesicus fuscus (big brown bat) is the source of this 888-nucleotide messenger RNA. Its product is annotated as patched domain-containing protein 1-like. Bases 1 to 888 code for a protein of 295 amino acids. The transcript has 2 exons. Gene Ontology annotation, cellular component: synapse; plasma membrane. Lineage: Eukaryota; Metazoa; Chordata; Mammalia; Chiroptera; Vespertilionidae. Gene Ontology annotation, biological process: chemical synaptic transmission; cognition. The record is from RefSeq and is a predicted model, not a curated record.
AUGCUGGACCAACAUCACACCAACCUGAUCUUAAAGUUGCAUGCUGCUGUGACCAAGAUCCAGGUUCCAAGGCCUGGUUUCAAUUACACGUUUGCCCACAUAUGUGUCAUGAAUAAUGAUAAGACUUGCAUCGUGGAUGACAUAGUGCAUGUGCUGGAAGAGCUAAAGAAUGUUUGGGCCACCAACCAGACCAAUUUUGCUAUCACAUACCCGAUCAUUCACUUAAAAAACGGGAGGGCCAUGUACAAUGGGCACCAGCUUGGAGGUGUCACUGUGCACAGCAAGGACCAGGUGAAAUCAGCAGAGGCCGUCCAGCUCACCUACUACCUGCAGUCAAUCAACAGCCUCAACGACAUGGUGGCUGAGAGGUCAAAGUCCAGCUUCUGCAACACUGUCCAACUAUUCCAGAAAUCCAACAGCAAAAUCAAAAUAUACCCUUACACGUCCUCCUCGAUGAUGGAAGACUUCCAGAAGACCAGCUGCGUAUCAGAACGUUACCUGGUCACCAGCCUGAUCAUGGUGGUCACCAUGGCCAUCCUCUGCUGCUCAAUGCAGGAAUGUGUCCGCAGCAAACUCGGCUUGGUGACCAUAAUCCUGGUCACUCUCACCGCAGCUGGGAUCAUCAAUCUCACUGGUGGGAAAUACAAUUCCACCUUCAUGGGUGUCCCUUUUGUCAUGCUAGGUAAUUACUGCCCUUCAUUUUUCAGGUUCCUCCUGCUGGUAAUGGUGACUGGGUUCCUAAAAGGCGAAGAGCAGCCAUCUAACAACUUUGUUUCAUUUUCAGUGUCUUCCUUUUGCCUAGAAGUCCUGGGACCAAUUGUAAAAAGUCCUGGUGGUCAGCAAGAAGCAGCCUUAUCUGGUAGAGGUGCCAGAAGUCCAAAGUCAUGA